AUGGAUUUCAAGAGCUUGGGCAAGGGCUUCAGCGACCUGGGGGCUCAGAUCACCCCGUUUGCUUCCCGCACUUUCCAAUUCACCAAGGAACAGCUUGGCCAGGCCGAUGAUAAGACCGAGCUUCCUCCCGACUAUAUUGAUCUCGAGAAGCGAGUCGAUGCAUUGAAGCAAGCUCACCAGAAGAUGCUCGCUGUGACCUCACAAUACUCUACUGAGGCCUACGACUAUCCCCCCAACAUCAAGGAGACCUUCCAGGACCUUGGACGCACCGUUAGCGAAAAGGUCACCCUUCUCUCGUCCGCGACAUCCCCUGCCGAGGCCCAGGCCGCUCUUGUUGCCCCCCCUACCGCCAAGCCGCAGCCCAAGACCUUCAGCCACGCCAUUGCUCGCGCCAGUCUGGCUAGCAGCCAGCUGCUGCACCAGAACCACACAGGCGCUGGAGAGGAUCCUCUUGCCACUGCUUUGGAGAAGUAUGCGCUCGCCUCUGAGCGUGUCGGCGAGUCCCGCCUUGCUCAGGAUUCUCAGAUCCAGAGCCGCUUCCUUGCUGGCUGGAACACCACCUUGAACACCAACCUCAACUUCGCUACCCGAGCUCGCAGGAAUGUGGAGAACUCCCGCCUGUCGCUCGAUGCCAUCAAGGCACACGCCAAGGGCACUACCUUCAAGCUUGGCCACAGCAACCAGCAUUCUCAACCUGGCGAUGAGCAGGAGCUCAGCCCAGAGGCUCAGGAGGAGGUCGAGAAGGCUGAGGAUGAGUUUGUUACCCAGACAGAGGAAGCUGUCGGUGUCAUGAAGAAUGUUCUGGACUCUCCCGAGCCCCUUCGCAACCUGUCCGAGCUUAUCUCGGCACAGAUUGAGUACCACAAGAAGGCAUACGAAAUUCUCACUGAGCUUGCUCCUGUGAUUGAGGGUCUUCAGACUGAGCAAGAAGUAGGUCUCGCUUCUGCGUAUGCUGCGUUAUAA
Clonostachys rhizophaga is the source of this 963-nucleotide messenger RNA. NCBI's taxonomy places the organism in Eukaryota, Fungi, Ascomycota, Sordariomycetes, Hypocreales, Bionectriaceae. The record is from the annotation of a GenBank genome assembly.